This is a messenger RNA of Funneliformis caledonium, 2490 nucleotides long. The record is from the annotation of a GenBank genome assembly. NCBI's taxonomy places the organism in Eukaryota, Fungi, Glomeromycota, Glomeromycetes, Glomerales, Glomeraceae.
AUGUCGACCCCAAAAGAGAAAACCUUUGAAUCACUGGGCAUUAUUGAACCUUUAUGUAAAGCGUGUGAACAAUGCAAGUAUAAAACACCUACGGAAAUACAAGCAGAAGCUAUCCCUUGGGCAUUACAAGGAAGGGAUGUAAUUGGACUGGCACAAACUGGAUCAGGUAAAACAGCAGCAUUCGCUUUACCUAUCUUGCAAGCAUUAUGGGAAGCACCACAAGGAUUAUUUGCUUGUAUAUUAGCACCAACCAGGGAACUGGCGUUUCAAAUAUCAGAAAUGUUUGAAUCUUUGGGAUCUGUAAUAGGGGUUCGAUGUGCAGUUAUAAUCGGUGGCAUGGAUAUGAUGUCGCAAGCAAUUGCUUUGUCUAAAAAACCACAUAUCAUUAUAGCUACACCUGGAAGACUUCAGGAUCACUUAGAAAAUACAAAAGGAUUUAGUUUAAAAAAUUUAAAAUAUUUGGUUAUGGAUGAAGCUGAUAAAUUGUUGGAUAUGGAUUUUGGUCCAAUAAUUGACAAGUUAUUAAAGGUUAUUCCUAAAGAGAGACAUACAUUUCUUUUUUCGGCUACCAUGACUACGAAAGUAGCAAAGUUACAAAGAGCUUCAUUAAUGAAUCCAGUAAAGAUCGAAGUUUCCUCAAAAUACUCUACGGUGUCCACGUUACUCCAAUAUUAUUUAUUUUUUCCAUUCAAACAUAAAGAUUGUUAUCUUGUUUAUUUAUGUAACGAAUUGGCUGGUAAUUCAUUGAUCAUAUUUACCAGAACAUGUAAUGAUACACAAAGACUGGCAUUGUUGUUACGUAAUAUGGGAUUUCCCGCGAUUCCAUUACAUGGACAAUUAUCACAGGCAAAAAGAUUGGGUUCUUUGAAUAAAUUUAAAGCAGGAAGUCGAAAUAUUUUGGUAGCCACAGAUGUUGCGUCAAGAGGGCUUGAUAUACCUCUGGUGGAUGUAGUGAUUAAUUUUGAUAUACCAGCAAAUAGUAAAGAUUAUAUACAUAGAGUUGGAAGAACGGCAAGAGCAGGUAGAUCCGGUAAAUCCAUCACAUUAGUAACGCAAUAUGAUGUAGAAUUAUAUCAAAGAAUCGAACAUGUUAUUGGUAAAAAAAUGGAUGUAUUUCCAAUUGAUAGUAAAGAUGAUGUGAUGUUAUUACAAGAAAGGGUUAGCGAAGCUCAAAGAAUGGUGACAUUGGAAGGUAGCAAGAGGAUUAAAAAUGAUGAUGAUUUUAGAGACAAAGAAGAUAGAGAUAUUAUUCAAUCUAAUAAACUUGUAUUCAUUUCUGGAAUAUUUACCGUAGGAGGAGGAGAAUGGGGAACGAGAGGAAUGAUAGGAGUCAAUUCUUUACCUUUAUUACCAAGUACUAAUCAAACUGAAGAUAUUUCUCAUUCAUCGGCACAUUUAGUGAAACGUAUAGAUCCAGUCGAACAUCAAUCAAAAUCAAGCACCUCUAAUCAGGAAGAAAAUGAUGAUGUCGAAUCCAAACAACCACCAUAUCCCACUAGUCAUAAGGAUGAUAACAAUAAGGGGAAAGACGAUGAGACGGAACAAAACAACAAGAAUAAUGGUAAUGAAACACAGCCCGAACAGUUAAUACAUCCUGAUCAAGCUAAGGAAAAUGAAGACACCGCCAAACAAGUGAAAGAAGAAGCCAUGAUCAUUAGGAAAGUUAUCAUCGUAUUGGGUUCUCUUGGUGGGAAUGGAAGUGGAAAGAGGGAUAAUGGAGGUGGUGUAGGUAACGGAGAAGCGAGUAUGAAUGAUGCAUUUGCUUCCGAAAAAUCAAGUAUGGGGAAUAAUUCUAAUUCGACAAAUGUUAUGGAUAACGAAGUUGGUGGUGUCAAUUUUCGGGUUGUCGGUAACAAUGAGAUGAAUCAUGAAACUUCGGAUUCUGUGCAAUACCAUCACCCACCCGUACAACUUAGUUCCAUACGGCAAUUAACGCCUCCCGUGCAACCAUCUGCUCCGCCUGCCGAAAAAGUGGGAGAUACCGAUUCAGACAUUCAAAUCGAUAAUGUUACAUUUUCCACUCCAAUUUUAACAGCUCCUCCGGCUUAUUCGCCCACCGCUCCUCCAAUAUACGCUUUACCACAUAUUCCAAUCCCCGAAUUCGAUGGUUCUGUUAGAGAUAUGAUUUUAUAUAUGGACGGGAAUAAUAAUUACCAAUUAGCUCAACAGCAAAAUUUACAAAAUUCUGAUUCGAGAAAUAUUAAUCAUAAUAAUAAUGGAACUUUUAUAAGUUUACAUUCUUCUGUCUCUUUACCUCCUCUUAAUACUGGUGUUUGGUACGCUGCUGGUCCAACGUCGCAAACAAAUACCCCUAUUGAUGUUACUCCUCAUCAACAAUCAAAUCAUCCCAUAAUAAUACAAUCCAUUCAUUCCCCCUCGAACUUAAAUUCGCAGAAUUCUACAUCGAAUUUACAUUCAUUUUCGGAUUCAAUUGAGAAUAAUGAAAAUAAUAGUCCCACACAUCAAAGACAUGAUCCAUCGAUAAUAUAA